UUUUCUUUUGUUUCUUUUGCCUUGUCUCUUUUUAUUCUAUUUUUGUUGUAUAUUUUAUUUUAUUUUCUUUUUUUUUUUGUUUCUUUUAAUACGUCAGAACUUGUUUGUAUAAUUUAAGAAGGGCAAGAGAGAGAGGGAGAGAGAGAGAGAGAGAGAGAGAGAGAGAGAAAGAGGAAAGAUAAACUAUAUAAUUUCUUUGCAAUUUUCCUCGUCGCUGUAAGGUGCGUGGCAUGCUUAUUAUCUUCGAUAUAUAGUUACGAAUCAGCCCAUGAAGGCCAUACGCGCAGAUGUUCUAAAUUGCGUACAAACAAAUCACUUUGGCACGAUCGAGACAAGCAAAUACAGUUGUGCAAUAGCUCCCUUGCGACGUUGGGUAAUUCGAUUUAUGUAAUGAUAUAUCGUAGUCAUUAGAUAUUUUGGAUACAAAAAAAUAAUCUUUAUUUACAUUCAAGUACAUUUAUUUUCAUAUCUUUCUUUAAAUUAUUAAAUAUACAAUGAAAUCUAUUCGUUUAUAAUGUGUUUGAAAUAAAGAAUUAGGAGCCGUCAGGCAUAACAUUAACGCAUUGAGUUUCUCCGAAGCUCGAUCGAGCGAGCAAAAUUUAUAAUCCCCCGGCGUCGGCCAUUAUAGAAAGAAGACAUUUCUCGAAAGACGAACGCUAUUCGAGUGGACGUUAUUUACGACGCCGUAUAUACCGUGUAAUCGCGACGAUAGGCAGCUAGCGAAAGGAACACGAGCUACAUACGUAUAAGCUUAAUAUAUUAAUUGCCGGUGGCAGCGAUUCCCAUUGAUCGCUUCUCAUUCCUAGAAGCGUGAGUCUCUGCAAUUAGUAAUUAUUAAAGGAUGUAGAUGAGCGUGAAGAAAGUUCGAUCGAACGGUCACGAUCGCGGAUACGAUUUAGAAUAGAUUUCAGAGUACACGUGUAUUAACACGAAACGCACGAACUACUUAUCUCGACCUCAUUCAUAACAUCUCAUCUUCAUUUCAAAGAUUUAGGAUCAGAUUAUUUUCAUCUUAUCGAUUUUUCUAUAAAAUUAUCGAAUAAAAAAGGACGCUGCACGAACAUAGUUGGACGAUAAACAUGAAAAAUGAAAAGACAAUGUUGACUCGGUGUCAAGAAAACAUCGAUUUUCAGGAAGUUAAUUCAUUAUAAAGCUGAGCGAUCAGAGAUACCUACCUACCUAUCAUGAGACACGAACUGAAUGAAUGCAACUCGGGAGCAAUCGGUCCGUUCUUGCUCUCUCAUGCCUGGAGGAAGGAGACGGCGAGGAAGAAGCGCAAGAAGAACAAGAAGAAGAAGAAGAAGGUUUGGAGCUACGGGAUGGACAGGAGUCCGUAAGGGUAUGAGAAAGAGGUGGGGAGGGGAGCUAGGAGGGAGAGAGAGAUAAUACUAGCGCGACCGCCUUAAAGCGUGCGUACUCGCGUCUUAAACAGCAACGGCAGCAACAGCAGCAGCAGAAGCAGCACCAUGAGUAGCAGCCGCAGCAUCAGCAACAGCAGCAGCAGCAGCAGCAGCAGCAAUGGAUACCCCUCUACCAAGACUUUAGGCUCUUUCUCUCUUCUCUCUUUCUUUCAUUUGCUAUCUUGCUUCGCCAGUGGCUAGUCUCAACAACCUUUCUUUCUCCAUCUCCCUUGUCUCUUCUCCUCUCUCACAGCUUCUUCCGUGCAGGAGCAGAGCAUCUCACUCUCCCUUUAUCUCUCUCUCUCUCUCUCUCUCUCUCUAUCUCUCUCUCUUUCUCACUGUUCCUCCCCACCUCAUCCUUUCAUCGUCUCCUUCUUCGCGACUAUCACACACACACACACACAUACAACACACAUACACAGCACCUAUACCUCUUCAAAGAUCCCUUCAGUUUUGUGCGCUACCUGGCUCUACCUUGUGGUUGUCGUAUCGUAUGUAUGCUUGUGCGCUCGCGCUCAUUGCCGAGGCGGGGCAAGGUGAUGUUCGUCCGAUGCUGAAUAUGUACCUGGCGUCUCUACGGAUGGAGUAGUCGUCGGUUAGAAGAGAGAAGGAGGUAGUUGAAUAUCCGUGUGCGUGCGUUGUCUUCUCUCAUGUAGGCACACGAGCCCUCUCACACGUGCUCCGAGAGAAAGAGGGAGAUAUACAUACUCGAUGUGAAAGAGUAGGAUAGAGUUAGAGGUUUACUUACAUGCACGCGACGAAUACACACACACACACAAACAUUCUUGAUUCCACGCGAUCGUGAAAUACAUCGAGGGAAAAAGGUAAAUCGAGUAGUGAGUGAGUGAGUGAGUGAGUCAGUCAGUAAGAAAAAGAGAGAGAGCGAGAGAGAGAGAGAGAGGGUCUGGUAUACGUGUGUGCGACAUCAAUGUAGGCGCGCGGCCGGUGCACAAGAGCGUGGUGUGUCUCCCCUCCUUCCUUAGCCACACUCCACUCCUCCUCCUCCUCCUCUUCCUCCUCCUCCUCCUUUUCUUCCUCCUCCUCCUCCUUCUUCUUCUUGUCCUCCUCCUACCGCGCUCGGCCUCUACCUCCUUCUACCUGCCGGCCCAGGCCGACACACAUGUGUAUGUGUACCUUGGUCUUCAGUGUAAGAUCUGAACCAGCGGAGAACGCACGGCUAUUGUUAUAUCAUUAUCAUUGUCAUCGUUCGUGGCCGUUCGCGCCGGUCCGCGUCUCCCAAUAUAGAAAACGUGUCGCACCGAUUUUCGUGAGGGCACGCGUGCUUUUUAAGUUUUAAGAGUCAAGAACUGGAAUUUAUUAUUCAUCGUUGUCAACAUCAUCAUCAUCAUAAUCAUCAUCAUCAUCAUCAUCAUCAUCAUCAUUAUCCUCCUCCUCGUUAUAUUCUUUUUUAUCCUCCUUCUUUUUCCUCCUCCUCUUCUUCUUUUUCUUCUUCUUCUUCUUUCGAGUACGCUGGAAACCGCGAGAAAUCGGCUCGCGCACGCGCGAAAAAACGCGAGGACUCCGUGCCGUCAUCGUUCCUCUCGUGCACACGCUUCGCGAUCGGCAGCGCGCGCACGCGCGCGCGCUACCUCGUGUGCUCGUCUCUCUUUGGAGAACGCGUGUCGUCAGCACCGACAGCUAUCGUGUCCUCUCUUGACUGCUGUGCUGUUGUUGUUGCUGACACCUUCUUGAAUCGACCUCGAGGGAAGGUCGUGCAAAGAGGAUAAUGGGGUUGCCGAUAUUUUCUCUCUCUCCUCCCUCUCUUAUCUGACUCUCUUUUUAUCAUUAUCUCUUUUUUUUCCCUUUGUCUCUCUUUUUCUCUCUGCUUCUAUCCACUAUCUCUUUCUCUUUCUCUAUCUCAUGUGCAUAUAAACGACGGAUCUUUUAAACAAUACAACAUCGAGCGAACAAAAAUACGAGCUAGUGAACACGUGCCGGAAGCAUCCUUAUUUGUUUGUUUGUUUGUUUGUUUUUAUUCUUCUUCUUUAUUUUUCUUUUUUCUUUUCUUUUCUUUUUUUCUUUUUUUUUUGUAAGUUGUAUACGUAUACUUAAACUUGAGGUAUUUUUAUUCAUCAAUCAAAGAAAAAUAGAAAUUAAAAAAUGUAAAUGCAUACGUAUACACACACACGUAUAACUAUAUAUAUAUACUUACGUAUAUCAGUGAAGUGUCGUGUCACGGCUCUUUCUUCCGGAAUCAUCGUUGUCGUCGUUGUCGUUGUCGUUGUUGUCGUUGUUGACUCUCUUCGACGAGCGACGAGAGUUUCGGAGGAUCGCGCGACCGGUUGUUGCGCUUCUCUCGCGGUUUAUUUUCGUCUCGGAGAAGGACGUCGACUCGACGAUCAGGAUAUCAAGGGGGGACGACUCGAUGACGGGGAGAAAGAGGAGGAGAACUCGAGACCCGACGGACACGAGGAGGGCAGGAUCGAUCGGAAGGAGACUACGGCUGACGCCUAAUUAAAUCGAUUAGACUUUGGGGUUAAUUGUUCUGGAACGCCAGCUCGCUCUCACACAGACCCGUUACAACCUCCGUCGUCGUCGUCAUCGUCGUCGUCGUCGUCGUCGUCGUCGUCGUCAUCUCCAUAGUGCUUACUUGGUGUCAUUUCGGAAACGAGUCGUUUUUUAUUACACGUAUAAAGUGCCUAAACAAGAAGGAUAUUAUUCGACUAAUUUAAAACGCACUACUACAGACGGAGAACGAUCGAGUGCUCUCGAUCGACAUAGAAGUACGAAGGAGCGUGCGUGAUCUAAGCUCGCGGAAGUUCAUUCGAGUCUCUCUGUUCAAACCUGUCGAGAAACUAAGACGAGGAGAGAAGAACGUCACGAAACAGAACAACUAACGAUAAUUUCGCUCUGGAAUAAUCGACGUCGACGUCAUCGAUCGCAUUGCGAAUAGCUCCAACGAUCGUAAUGACGACGCGCGCUCCUUCAAAUACCGAACGACGACGCUUCCUUCGUGUGGAAAUCGUCUCUUCAAAUUGACGAACGGUGCGCUUCCUGAUGUUCGCCGUAAUUGUUCGACGGUAGAUGGGGUCGUCACGGCCAUAAACCCGAUCACCUGGAACGAGAUACGUAGCCGACCGAGAAUGUCCUCAAAGAGGAAGUCGCCACCAACGAAGCUAUCGGAGGGUGGGGGCGGUGCGGGUACAGUGUCGAGCGGAGGCAACGAAGAGGAGGAGGACACGGGCUCUUCGGUGGUGACUGCCGCUGCUGUUGGAGGAAGUGGUAGUGGUGGUAGUAAUAGUGGUGCAGCCACCACUGCUACCACUGUUCCUGGUGGUGGUGGUGGCGGCAACGGAGAAGAGAACGCUGCCUUGGAGGUGUCGGUCCCAACAACUGGGACGAACGAAGAAGGUGGUCGUGUUUUGGACGUCGAAGAGUGUUACUCUCAACAGAGAGGAGGAGGCCAGGAGUGCGAGUCCUCCGGGUGUUCCUCGCCGGCGACAACCAGCGAGCCGGAUCUUCGAGACUCGCCUUCACCUUCCUCGAAUUCCACUCGUGCUGUCAAAAGGCAGAGGCUCCUUUUCCUUUCGAAUCAAGAAAACGCGAAUUCCGUAUCUUCUACAGGCCCCUAUCAUCAUCCCCAUCAUCAUCAUCAUCAUCAUCAUCACCAUCAUCAUCAUCAUCAUCGAGCGAAUACGACUUCCUCCUCGGCAUCUUCCUUAACGGGCCUUCACGAGGCUGCUAGUUCCUCCGAGUGUGGUUCACCACCUACUCUUCUCAACGUCGACUCUUAUUAUCAACCACAUCACAACGAUAACAACAACACUGUUACCCAAAAUAACAAUCACAGUAACAACGGCACUGGCAUCACCACCACCGCAACUACUACCGUUGCUAGUAAAAGAUCCAUGGACGACGUUCUCAAGAGGCUAACCUGUAAGAUGAACAGCGAGUCUCUUUCCCUUCAGGACGAUGUCACGGAUAACAGGCGGAGUGCCACGCCCCCAACUGGACACAAUUCGCAUAGCGGAAACGCCGGUAACGUGGCGAACAACGUGCCUCCUUCGCCCCCAGCUACAAGCAGGAUACAAAACACGGAAGGACAGGUUCAACAGGACGGUGCAGCGGCCCUUCAUAGGGUCCUCUGCGCCGAGAGCAUCGUUGAGAAAGAACGUAGGCUCUCCGAGAUGAUCCUUCAGCUGCAACUCCUCAGGGAACAACUGCUCCAGCAGCAGGACCAGAAGUCGUAUCCACCACACAUGAGCGUAGACUCGCAAAAGCAAAUGGAAAUGCAACGGCUACAGACGGAGCACUUGAAACGGCAACAAGAACACAUCAUGCAGCAUAACAUUCAGGAGCUGCAGGCACAAAUGACAAAGAGUCAGUUGAGCAUGUCGGGGCCGCAAUCGUUGAUGUUCCUACCGUUUCUCGAACAGCUCAGGCUACCGGUCCAGUCGACGAUGCCACCACCGCCUGCCACGUCGACCGCGCCCACUGGCAACAAGCAUAUCAACUCGAUCGCCAAUAUGAUCGGUAGUCACCGAGAAGGUCCGAGCUGGGCGACGGCACAUUUGGCUCAGAUGACGACGCAAAUGGAGAAAGAGUCAUCACCUACGCCAAUAUCGUCGGCGGUGGCACCAACGGCGGCUCCUUUACAGGAUCUCGAUGCUCCUUUAAACCUCACCAAGCCGAAAUCCUCCUCGUCGGGUGCGACAGCGUCUUCCUCGUCGCCUGGAAGCGAUUCGCAUUCGACCGGUGCUGGAAGUAGCGGUCAACAGGAACAACCUCUGGCUGCGACAGCACCUAAACUUUUUCCUCCUGGACUUCCAAUACCCAGGAAUUACCUAUCGACGUUACCCUACGCCGGUCUUCCACCACAUCUUAGCUCCCUACCUUCGCCUAUGGGCAAGGUAAUGGCCAAAGAUGAAGCUGGUGGACCUGGAGGUUCCGUUGCGGCUGCGGCGGUUGCCGCCGUGGAGAAGCACUUUGCGAUGCACGGAAUUUAUGGGCUACCACCAAGCGCUGGUGCGAUGCCACCCUCGCCUCAAACGCAACGACCGAUCAAACACUCUGCCUCUCGAGAGGACACGCCACAAGAGGAGCAAGAUUUCCUCUCGUCUUCCCACAUGUGGCGAGACCCCGGAUACAAGGUGCCGGAAGACAUAACGGAAAAAGGGCUUCUUCUUUCCUCAGCUAAAAUGGUGAGGCAGCAGAAAAGGGAGGGUGAGAACAAGCCGCACAUAAAACGACCUAUGAACGCGUUCAUGGUGUGGGCCAAGGACGAGCGACGGAAAAUCCUGAAGGCCUGUCCUGACAUGCACAAUUCCAACAUAUCAAAGAUACUCGGUGCCCGAUGGAAGGGGAUGUCGAAUUCGGAAAAGCAACCGUAUUACGAGGAACAAUCACGAUUGUCGAAGUUGCAUAUGGAAAAGCAUCCGGACUACAGGUAUAGGCCACGACCGAAACGGACGUGUAUAGUGGAUGGGAAGAAGAUGCGCAUAUCCGAAUACAAGUCGCUAAUGCGGCAACGACGGCAAGAGAUGAGGCAGCUUUGGUGUCGAGAAGGUGGCCCAGAAAUGAGCUUUCUAUCACCAGUCGGUUCGGAGCUGAGCUCACAGCAUCAUGCCGGAGGUGGAGGUGGUGGUGGUGGUGGUGGAGGUGGUGGACCUGGUGGAGGAGCGGGUCCAUCGGCGAGACCGUCGGUUUCGCCACCGGCGACGAUUUUGAACGGCGGUGGUGGUGGUGUUAGUGGUGUCGGCGGUGCUGGCCCAAGCUCCGAUCACCCAUCCUUUUAUUACCCUCAGGACAGUCUUUCGCCUACGGACAUGAUGAACUUCUCACCGGAUAAUUCGGGAUCGAUCGGUGGCUACGACGCCAGUCCACGGCAUCACGACGAAGAUUGAAACGUAGCUGCUCCGGUUGGCCAAGCCCUUUGGCCACCCGGAGCAACAGCGUUACCUUCGUCCUCGACCCCUACCAGCUCGUCCUCCUCGUCCUCGGCGUAUCCAACGGUUGCUGCCGCGGCCGCGGCUGCCGCGGCGGCGGUCGCAGCUUCGUCCACCUCGUCAUCUUGCUCGCCCUCCUCCAGACUUGGCCACGAGUUGUAUUGGUAACCAAAGCUGCGCCCGCGUACUCUUCCUCUUCUUCUUCUUUCUUCUUCUCCUUCCCCUCCUUCUCUUCCUCCUCCUACGCACACGAAGCGCACUCGAGGAAACACCAGGCUCGACCAUCAUCCUUCGUCUCUUCUCGCGCUUCUUCUUCUUCUUCUUCUUACUCUUAUUCUUUUAAUAUUUCUUCUUUUUAUUCCUACUUUUCUUCUCUAGAGAAGUAGAGAAAGAAAGAGAGAACAAGAAAGAGAGAAAUGGAGAGAGAGAGAGAGAGAGAGGGAGGGAGAAAGAGAGUUAAUGAAAAAGAAGAGAGGUCCGAUUCUCUUUCGAUCCUUUGACACUUGUGAUACAAAUAAUUCUUUUUUUUUUUUCCUAUCUGUGCCAUCUUUCGUGUAAAAAUUUUCUUUUAAUUGUCUCUUCGCUGCCGCAUCAUCCUCAAGAUAUCAAAAGUUUCGAUAAGAACGAAAUGGAAAGCGAGAUUUUUAUCAUCUAAUAAGAUUUUAAAUACGAUGUAUUGUUAUAAUCUAUACACAUAUAUAUUAUCGUCGGAAUUUUUUUGCCUUCUUCUUUCUCUUUCACUAUCCUCUCUUCUUCUUGAUUUCUCUCGAUCCAUCUCCGUUCGAGACACACGACGAACGCGUCGCUAGUGCAAAGGUCUGGUUCCUAAUCCUUCUAAUGUCGCGUGAUCGCCUCGAAUAAAAUAAUACCACGAUUUAUCCGUAGUAGUGUUGCUGCGUGCAAGAAAGAGAGAAAGAGAGAGAGAGAGAGAGAGAGAGAAGAAGAAGAGAGAGAGAGUGAGAGAAAGAGAAAGAGAGAGAGAGAAAGAGAGAAAGAAAGAGAGAUUGAGUAAAAGAAUUAAUUACAUUUAAUAUUGUAAAUCGAUCCUCGUCGACUUUUUACUCCGUAUUAAUAAUAUCGAAUAACCUUUCCUUGGAAAAAAAAAGAAAGAAAAGAGAAAGAGAGACAGGGAGAUUGAGGAUAGAAAAGAGAAACUUAGGUACUUAUGCAAUCUGUUCGUCAUUAAUUUAUUAUUCGAUCCUUAUUUUUAGUUUAAUAUACGACGAACUUUGGUCGAUGACGAGAGAAAGAGAAAAAGGGAGAUAGAAAGGAGUACGCAUAAUGUCCUUUCUUUAUUAUAAAAAAAGAGAAAAAAGAAAUGAGUAGAAAAGAAAAACAGAUAAUAAAAAAACAAUAAUAAUAUAAUAAUAUAAACGAAGGGAACGUUAUGAGAGAAAGUUUUUAACUUUUAUUUAUUUGUCGGCGAAGACGAUUAAAAAAGUGCGAACGUGUAAGGAUAAAAAAAAGAUGGGAUUUAUGUGAUGAUGCAAGUGAAAGAGAGAGAAAGAGAGAGAGAGAGAGAGAGAGAGAGAGAGAGAGAGAGAAAGAGAGAGAGAAAGAGAUAGAAAAAGAAAGAUUGAUUCUAUUUGGAUAAUUUCAAGAUAAUCGAGAAGAGGGGAUAUAAUUAUUAAUUAUAGCGUGUAUAUCGAGUCGUUUGCAUAAGAGAAGAUAAUAGAACAAAAAAAAAAUUAAAAAAGGAAAAAAAAGAGUAAAGAGAAAAAGAAACGAACGAGAGGGCUUUUCGUUUUAAUGGACACGUGGAUGGUAGGGAGCUCGAUGUGAUAUAAUACUUAUGUGCCAAAUAGUGUUUUCGCGGGGCGGGAGGCAAACGUUUCGCGGAGUGUUUCCGGUUUCUUCGAGUCGCCCCUCGUGUGUUGGCUCGGUGCGAAGCUCGAUAAUUUUUACGUCUCCUUUUUCACACUGUUUUUGUUAUUUAUAAUCAGUGCAAUUAUAUACGCGGUACCUAAUAUAAUUUUAUAAAGAGAACGAAAGAAAAAUAGAGAGAAAGGGAGAGAGAGAGAGAGAGAGAGAGAGAGAGAGAGAGAGAGAGAGAGAGAGAGAGAAAGAGAGAGAGACGAAGUAAGCAUGUGUGAUUGAGCGAGAGAGAUAAAAAAGAAUGAGUGAGACCGAAUGAAUUGUAUUAAUGAAUGUAUGUGGAUGUGUGUGUGAGAAAGAGAGAAAGAGAGAGAGAGAGAGAGAGAGAGAGAGAGAGAGAGAAUGAAA
Messenger RNA from Vespa crabro (European hornet), 9508 nucleotides. RefSeq names its product transcription factor Sox-6-like (gene Sox102F). NCBI's taxonomy places the organism in Eukaryota, Metazoa, Arthropoda, Insecta, Hymenoptera, Vespidae. Gene Ontology annotation, biological process: cell fate commitment; regulation of transcription by RNA polymerase II. Bases 4484 to 7243 code for a protein of 919 amino acids. The transcript has 11 exons. The record is from RefSeq and is a predicted model, not a curated record. Gene Ontology annotation, cellular component: nucleus. Gene Ontology annotation, molecular function: RNA polymerase II cis-regulatory region sequence-specific DNA binding; DNA-binding transcription factor activity, RNA polymerase II-specific.